Molecule: messenger RNA, 516 nt
Organism: Spirodela intermedia
Lineage: Eukaryota; Viridiplantae; Streptophyta; Magnoliopsida; Alismatales; Araceae
Source: the annotation of a GenBank genome assembly
AUGGAGGACGAGGAAGCUCACAGAAACGACGUCACCGUCACUCGGCGGAGCCUGCCGCCUCCGGCAUCGGGAUCGCGCCACAAAAGGAAAGCUUCCAGGACGUAUCCCAUGGGCGUUGCCCUCUUCAUGACCCGCUGCUCUGGCAAGGGCCAGCCGCCCCUCGAGAAAACCAGCGGGAGGAGCCUCUGGAAGUCCCUGCUUGCCACCGUGAGGCCGCUGCACCACCACCACAGCCAGCCCCAUGAGCACAGACGGCCGUCUUCCCCGCCGGUGCCCGGGGACGACUUCCACGACGUCCUCACCACGCCGUCCUCCUCGGAGGCUUCCUGUAGCGGCAGCAACAGCAGGUACGCGUCGGCGGAAGACCUCCCGGCGCUCAACGACGGCGACGAGGCCGACGGCCCCCAUGCGAUCGACGUCAGGGCGGAGGAGUUCAUCGCCAAGUUCUACGAGCAGAUGAGGCUGCAGCGAUUGGGAUCAGUCGGCUGCAAGAUAAUGCCGGAGAGUGCAUGUUGA